ACUUCACACCCUUUCAUUCUCCUGGAAGCACUCCGAAGUCUCCGGUGUAGUAGCUACUCACAAGCUCGUGCGAGGUCAUCCUCCUCCUCAUUGGACGAGUAACGUCUUCCAUCAUGACAUCACGUGGGUGGUCUCCGGCAAAGAGCCACGAUAAGCGAAGGGUCUCUUUGAGGGACCUCGCCACUGGCCAUCAUGGUAUCACUCAGUCGCCCAAUCGCAGUGGUACGAAGUCGAGAUCACGACGCAGUAUCACCCAUCCAUUCCAAGUUCCACCGGAGCCUAUCCUCGUUCAUGAUUACUUCCGCAGAACAGAAAGGUCACUCCGCGACCUCACCGUCGAGGCACUGAAGCCCAAGGCCCUCGACGCAUGCUGGAACUAUGCACUCGCAGAACAGUACUUGCAUAAUUCCCUCAAUCUCGUCAUCUAUGAGAUUGCCAUUCCGUCGCUUGGCUACGUCCGACACGAGACUUGGCACACUCGAGAGAGUGUCGUUGAGCACGUGAGUUCAGCCCGAGCCAUUCUAAGGGGGCACCCAGUGGAGAUCUGGAUCCUUCAUGUGAAGAAUCUCAAAACCAGGCCGUAUUCGCUUCGUCCAGUCGAGAACGAAGCCAGUCGGAGAUAUGGUCGAUGUCUAUCUGCACAUGAGCUUCUGCUCGACAAUGGCUGGGUUCGUGUAAAAUAUCACAGUCAGACUGAGGAACCCAUCCUCGAGCAAAAGGCGCUCACGCUAAACAGUCAGAAUGCGGAUCAAGGGCAAGACACCGAGCUCGACGCUGUCACAGAGAGCGAUGACGAGGCGGGUCAAGAGGGUGACCAUGGCUAUGACACCGAAGAGGACUCUCAAACAGAAGACGGGCAUAGGCUGGGAGUAGAGGGAGCCGGUCAAGAUAGAGGUGCCCUAGAACAAUGCCCUCACGCAUUCUACGACGGAUCAGAGGAAGACCACACACGUAUCGGGCAGUCACUCCAGCGAGAAGGACAAGAGGAUCCCAUUGUAUCCCUUGUGGAGACAGAGAGUUUCCACGAGGCUGCUGGGAAUGAGAUCGACUGGAAGCAUGGUGAGACAGCCCUUGGAUCACUGACUGACUACCUCUCAGCAAUCUCGCCUGUUGUCCAGAGAGCUCACUUGGCUCCCGGACAGCCUUCCAACGUGCGCACCGAACUAGCUCGAAUCCAAAACGAAGCGAUUGGUUUCGCCCACUCUAGCGCUGAUGAGCUCAAGGAGCUUUUCGAUGGCUUGGUCAUUGGCGCACCGGGACUUGGUGUCAUCAAGGAUGGGGACACACCACCGACUAUUGAGCCCGCUGCAGAUGCCAUCGAAGACAGCACCUUUCCAAGAGGGAGAGAGUCCCAAGCCUUCCAGCACUCCUUCACCUGUGGCUCGCAAUGCGAUUCAGGAGCCGAGAGCCUCGAAGCUGACGCCACGGACAAAAUGGAGAUGAUCCCCCUGUCUCGGAUCGAGACACCCAUGUACAUCAACGAAUUGCUCCAAGAAAAAGAUCAUAGCCCAGCCUCGACUCGACUUCUUCAUAUCAUGUGGGAUGAAAAAGUCAAACUUGACGAAUCCCUCGGACUCAAGUUACUUGAUUUUGUCAUGGAUCUAAAGGUUGGCGGCAAGCUCGCUCCAGUCAGCAGUGUGACCCUACCCAUCAUUGCGGACACAACUGAAAUCACCAAGAUCCAGAUGGAGGCGUACAACAAGACAUCUGACCGACUGAACGAAUUCGCAGGCAUGUUGAACGCGAUUGCAGAGGCUGUCGGAGUGAAUUUGCAGGAAGCCAAAGAAAACGAUCAGGAAGGUGAAGCUGCCGGCGCAGCGGCCGAGGUCGAGGUCAUGACCCCACCCAGUGAUGCGUCCGAGGGGGCUGAGCAGCCGUUUAUCCGAUCAACGCACACCCCACCAUCCCGUACCAUUUUCAUGACAGGGUCUACCCAGCCAAAGGGGAUCGCAGCCCAGCCGAGGACACAAGACAUCACAGGUACGAGUGUCAAUUUAGCAGUGGGAAACUCCGACCAUGAGAAAGACGGGAGGUCAUUCGAAGAGCCGCUCGGAUCGGUCGAAGAUGAAACGACGGUUGACGUCUUUUUUGGCUGUACGUGUGAGGAUGGCUCUCUACAGCAUCGACAGAAAUCAAAAGUCACGAGGCCUGCAUCAGGGUUACAAGGAGACUCUAUCCCUCAACAUGGUGCCAAUCACUCUCUCGACGCUCCACGGGAGGCUCAGCCAAAUGAGUGGGGCUCUGGGCGAGAUUGUGAAGACCGAAGCAAGGAUGAGGGAAAUGCCGGUCAGCAACCACUUGCUAGGUCCAGCGAUUUUGAAGUUGUCAACAGCGAGGCUCCUGCUAUGAGACCCAUGACGAACACCUUACCCGGAUCGAACGCAGAUCCAGAAAGCACAGCUCUGCAUCGUGCUUUGGGAUUUACUUCCGAGUUUAUCAUUGGUGGUGCCCCUGCCAGUCAAGCUCCUUCUUUCGACGCGGCAAGAGGCGUGAUUGGAGAUCAAAAUGAUGCCGGAGCCUUUCGAUGGGUGUAUCCUGCGCUCUCACGCCAAAUGCUAACCAACAUGGGUCGCGUUCGAGGAGAUAGGGAGGCUGGUGUAAAUGAUACCCUUCCAAGUCAAUCUGUGUCGCCGUCCCUUCGAGGGUCUUCUCAACGAGUCUUGCCUCACACGACUUCUUCAUCUCAAUCGCAGAGUCAUCACCCUCAGCCUGGACACACAUACCCACAGGUCCAUGACCAAUGCCUCAACUCCUCUACCGGCGUCUCGAUGCCGAUGCAACCUUCAUUCACCGAUCACCAUCGAUCUGCCGUGGCGCCAUACAUGGCACCGCCACUUUGGAAUCCGAUCUUCCAUCCAUCGUUUGGUUAUGUACAGGGUUCGGUCCAGGUCCCCGGACCUCGGACAAUGCCUUCGGGACGGUCAAUGACUAGCGAGGGUAUCCCGUCGCAAAUAUCGGGCGUGGACAGCUCAAUCCCGUUCUGCUAUGAGAACUGGGUUAUGGGAGAUAAUGAAACGAGAGCCAGAGCCGCCGCUGGGCUGGGUCUCCCGGGCAACGCCGGCUUUGAAAUGUACGGUCCUCGAGGUCCACUCAACGCUUUCCCGACUCCGUAUCAUGAAGGCUUGUGGUCCAAUGGUUCAAGAUGGUAAUUGACGCACCACCUCAGCUGACUCGUCGAUGGGCUUCGAUUCCUUGUGACGGGCACAAGAUGGCAGUCGCACUUUGGAAGUGGACCGGUGGACUGGCUACAUGGCAUGAUAUCACUGAACAGACUGAACAGACUGAAAUUGAUGAAGGGCAGACAAGAGACGAUGUGGUCAGCAGUUUCUCCGGUUCCGACAGUUUUAUGUAAAACCCCCUUAGCCACCGCUUCUGUGUAGAGCUAGCCAUAUCAUUUGGGGACGACACGUAAAGCAUGUUCAGGCAUCACCUGGACUGUACGAUCCCUGUCACUCAACA
This is a messenger RNA of Kockovaella imperatae, 3459 nucleotides long. RefSeq lists its product as hypothetical. Bases 114 to 3149 code for a protein of 1011 amino acids. The record is from RefSeq and is a predicted model, not a curated record. The transcript has 3 exons. Lineage: Eukaryota; Fungi; Basidiomycota; Tremellomycetes; Tremellales; Cuniculitremaceae.